Messenger RNA from Dama dama (fallow deer), 4229 nucleotides. It is a transcript of the gene PSPN, whose product is annotated as persephin. The transcript is spliced from 2 exons. Gene Ontology annotation, molecular function: growth factor activity; glial cell-derived neurotrophic factor receptor binding; receptor tyrosine kinase binding. The record is from RefSeq and is a predicted model, not a curated record. Lineage: Eukaryota; Metazoa; Chordata; Mammalia; Artiodactyla; Cervidae. Bases 3610 to 4071 code for a protein of 153 amino acids.
UGGAGGAGCCUAGUAGGCUGCAGUCCAUGGGGUCGCUAAGAGUCGGACACAACUGAGCGACUUCACUUUCACUUUUCACUUUCAUGCAUUGGAGAAGGAAAUGGCAACCUACUCCAGUGUUCUUGCCUGGAGAGUCCCAGGGACAGGGGAGCCUGGUAGGCUGCCAUCUAUGGGGUCGCACAGAGUCAGACACGACUGAAGUGACUUAGCAGCAGCAGCAGAACUUAAUCCUCUCCUUACCCCCUCAGCCUCCUCCAUGGAGCUGCUGGGUGAUUUCUUUCAGCUCUGUCUUCCACUUGGCUGGUUCUCUCUUCAGCUGUGGCUUAUCCACCACCUGAACCCGUUAAAAGUAGGGCUUCCCAGGUGGCUCAGCGGUAAAGAAUCUGCCUGCCUGUGCAGCGGACGCAGGUUCAAUCCCUGGGUCAGGAAGUUCCCCUGAAGGAGGAAAUGGCACCCCACUCUAGUAUGCUUGCCUGGGAAAUCCCAUGAACAGAGGAGCCAGGUGGGGCUACAGUUCAUGGGGUCCCAAAGAGUCGGACAUGAUUGAGCACACGUGCACAAACCCGUAAGUACUUAGUGUCACUGUCUUUCAGUUCUGCAAAUAUCUUUUUCAGAUCAGUAGCUCUGUUUUGAGUGUAUGGCCCCUUCUGUUUUUGAUGCCUUCUUUUCUAUUGUUAGUUUAAACAUCCUUGUCUUACAGUCUCCAUCACACUCACCUAGUACCUGAAGCAGACGGGCAUCCUGUUGUUUUCUGAUGCCUCUUUAGAUUGUGUUUGUGACCUGGGAUGGGGGACUCGUUCCUAGUUCCAGGUUCUGUCUGUGGAGCUCCUGGGUGGCCUGCUUUGCAGGCAAGUUCUUUUUUUUUUUUUUUUAAUAAUAUUUGUUUUUAUUUAUUUAUUUGACUGUGCUGGGUCUUAGUUGCAGCAUGUGGGAUCUAGUUCCCUGACCGGGGAUCAGACCCUGGGCCCCCUGCAUUGGGAGCAUGGAGCCUUAGCCACUGGACCACCAGGGAAGUCCCAGGCAAGUUCUUCCAGGUGGUUUUUGCAUGUGCCUACCAGGUGCCCCAGAAGUGGCUUCUAGGUGGCGCUAGUGGUAAAGAACCCGCCUGCCAAUGCAGGAGACUUAAGAGACCCGGAUGAUCCCUGGGUUGGAAAGGUCCCCUGGACGAGGACACAGCAACCCACUCCAGUAUUCUUGCUUAGAGAAUCUCAUGGAGAGAGGAGCUUGGCGGGCUACAGUCCAUAGGGUCGCAAAGAGUCGGAAGCAACUGAAGCAAUUUAGCAUGCACACCUGCCCCAGAUGUGUGAUUCUAAGAUUCUCAGCUCUUGAUUCUGUCCCAAAUGGCCACAAAAUCCCAAACCCCUGUUACUGGUCUUGGCAUCUAGACCCUACUUUUCAACUUCCCAGUGGGGUUUCUGGGGCUUCCCUUAGAGUCUCACAAGUUGGUAAGGUGUUUAUUUUAUCCAGUAUGGCUAGGCAUUCUGUAAGCAAGAGGGUUCUUUGCGUUUGUGGAGUCACAUUGCUGGAAAUGGAACUUGGCAGCAGGAACGACGUUGAAACCCAUUUGAGUGAUCCGGCUGGUGGCAGGAUGCUGGAGACGGCAGGUGGAAAACCUCCCCACCCAGUUCUACAUACCCUUGGCUGCCGAGCCGGAAUGCCUGAGAUGGCCGGCUAAUUCCCAGGAAUGUCCCAGCUCGUUCCAACCUCCCUCCCAUCCUUCCGCCGAGACUUUCGUGAAGGAAGUGCCUGCCCCUUACCCUGACAAUUUCACCCCUGCUCUGCCUGCCAUGUGGACCGAGGUCUGAGGCCUCCCCCACCACACCGGUCUACGUGCCCCCAGUGGUUCACAUCAGGAGCCUUGCAUUCAGUAGGACUUGGGGUUCAAACCCCACCUGUGUCUCUUAAUUCUGGGUGACUUUAGAUAAGUGACAUUCCUCCCAGUGACACCCCCCAUCUGAAGGUAGUCUCAACAAGCAGUUGAGAAGAAAAAAGCACACCAAAAUCACUGAAGCAGUCCCCCGUGGGUGGUGCUGUGGUCUUUUCCUACUUCUCGAUACAAAGGGCAGCAAAAAGCCUCGAGCUUGCAUCUUGGCUCACCUGAAAUGGAUGAGCUCCUGAAGCACAUGUCCUGGGUCAAAGGGAUGGGAUUAGUGGUUUCUGUAGCCAGUGUUCAACUGCCACUGGUUUAUACUGCUACCAACAGGCAUGCCCAUUACACACACACACCCAGCCACGUGUAAGCAGACUCUUUGCCAGUCUCAGGGGCAGUCUCACCUGAGUUUUCAUCUGGUCUUGCCUGCAUUGGGUUCAAGCACCUUGUCAAAUCUACACAAGUUGCUUGUAUUUCAGGACUUCCCCUGGUGGUCCAGUGGUUAAGGCUCUGGGUUCCCAACGCAGAGACACAAGUCGGAUCCCCUAUUCAGGAUCUUGCAUGACACAGGACAUGGCCUAAAAUUUUUUAAAAAUUGAAAAUAAAAAAGAUGCUCUUAUUUCCUUUGCCUCGAGCAUUUUGUGUGUGCUUAGCUGCUCAGUUGUGUCCAACUCUGCAACCCCAUGGACUGUAUAGCCCACCAGCCGCCUCUGUCCAUGGGAUUCUCCAGGCAAGAAUACUAGAGUAGGUAGCCAUUCCCUUCUCCAGGGAUCUUCCCAACCAAGGGAUCGAACACUGAGUCUCCUCCAUUGCAGGUGAACUUUUUGCCAUCUGAGCCACCAGGGAAGCUUCUAAGAGGCUCUCAACUGCUCAGUACCAGGCACCCUGAUACACACUAAAUAUGUCUCCUGUUUGUCCUCAAGACCUCAUGUGGGAGGGACUCUGUUAGCCCCCUUUCAUGGCUGAGGAUGGAGGCUCGCUUCCCCAGGGUGAUGGAGAAGGGCUGGGAGAUUGCCGGAACCAGGGCAGGGCUUAACCUCCCCUCCUGCUCUGUUGCCCUCCAACCCCAGGUAGGGCUGGGAUCCCAGGGGACUCAGGUUGGCCUUCUAGAGACAGGAGUCCCUGCAGGGUGUUUCCUGCCCCUGUGUCCCAGCUCUUGGCAGUCCCCAGGCCUCUCCCUUUUCCUGUUUUGAUACUGCCUGGGCCAGACCCGGAGGCAGGGCAUGAUGUCUUAAUCCUCCAGGCAGGAGCCAUGAUGGAUUCCCAGUCAGCUCACCCACCUCUUCCCUGCAUGCACAUCCGCUCUACCUGGUGCACAAUGUGGGGGCUACUGGGCCCCAGCACCCUGCCCGAGAGGGGAGGACCCCCACUGGGAGACCCUUGGGGCCCCCCAACCCUCCCUCCAGACAGCAGGUGGGGUGGGGACCCCAAGUUGCCCUCCCUGAGCUCGGCCCUGGCUGCCGACACAGCACUCGUAAAUCAAGGGGCGGAGGGGGUGUUGGAAAUGGGUCUGUGGAAUGUCUGGAUGGGGUGUGUGUGUGAGGGGGUGUGCACCCUUAACUCUUGGAAGGAUGGGGUGUGGGGCAGAGGAGCGGGGCUGCCUGGGCCUGAGGUGUGCGACGUUGGAGCCUUUGCAACAAGCAGCAGCCGGAAGUGAUGAGGUUAAUUCCCCAGCUCGGGCAGAGAGGGGAUAAAUUGAGGGUGCCGGGCAUCCGCAUCCUCAGGACCUGCCCGUCACCAUGGCCACAGGAAGAGUCUUGCUAGGCUCUCUGCUUCUCCUGAUCCUCCACUUGGACCUUGGUGGAAGCCGGGGGGCCUGGGAGGCUCUGGUGGCGGAGAGAGAGCUCUCAUUUGAGCCAGCGGUGGACAGAGAGACCCAGAGGCCACAACUGGGAGCCCGCUUGCGCCGAUCCCUGACCAGCCCGUGCCAGCUGUGGAGCCUGUCCUUGCCUGUGGCUGAGCUGGGCCUGGGCUACACGUCGGAGGAGACGGUCAUCUUCCGCUACUGUGCUGGCAGUUGUCCUCGCGGUGCCCGCACCCAACACGGCCUGACGCUGGCCCGACUGCGGGGCCAGGGCCGAGCCCAUGGAGGACCCUGCUGCCGGCCCACCCGCUACGCCGAUGUGACCUUUCUCGACGACCGCCACCGCUGGCAGCGGCUGCCCCAGCUCUCGGCAGCAGCCUGUGGCUGCGGUGGCUAAGGAUGGCCGACCCGGAGCCCUGCAGCCGCUGGAGAAGCUCAGCUGACUUACUUACUGGAGGCCCAGAGGCUGAGGCAAAGAGAAGGGAAGGUGGGCUGGGGCCACCAGCAAGGGGCUCAAUAAAGGAAACUGCUCCUCCAGCCUUAUGACUGUGUGUU